Astyanax mexicanus (Mexican tetra) is the source of this 5999-nucleotide messenger RNA. It is a transcript of the gene mapk8ip3, whose product is annotated as mitogen-activated protein kinase 8 interacting protein 3. Bases 867 to 4898 code for a protein of 1343 amino acids. The record is from RefSeq and is a predicted model, not a curated record. Gene Ontology annotation, biological process: vesicle-mediated transport. Lineage: Eukaryota; Metazoa; Chordata; Actinopteri; Characiformes; Acestrorhamphidae. The transcript is spliced from 34 exons. Gene Ontology annotation, molecular function: MAP kinase scaffold activity; JUN kinase binding; kinesin binding. Gene Ontology annotation, cellular component: cytoplasm.
UGUAGCCUGGCUGGGCGAUCUCUGAGAUUCCCUACCCACCCAGCCGAGAGGAGGAGGAGGACAGCAGCAGCAGCCGCCCCCCGCCGCAACAUCAUCCACCGGGCUGGGGUCUGUAGUUAACCUAGCUAGGUUGGUUAUUUAAAUGUCAAAAAAGCUGAAUUUGCCAGUAUGUUGUAGGAGAAAUGAUUGCGCCACGUCGUGGUGAUGGGGGCAGCUACUCCAGCAUAAUCCAGUGUAUGUAAGCUAUUUAUUACCAUAUUAUUUAUUUAUUUUCUUUUUUUUAUCCUCCAUUGAUUUUUUUCGCCCAGUAAUGGCUGGGCUCCCGGGCUGCGGCGGCUCAGCAGCAGGUGCAUCGCGGGCGGUGAUGUGAUGGAUUCCGGCCGAGUGGGAACGGGAGCGCCGGUGACUAGUCCAGCCUCACCCGAUACGGACCUAACGGAGGAUUAGCUGGGUGUGAAGAAGGGGAAAGAUCGGGAUUUUAAGGCCGUGCUGUGGCGCAGGGAGUGGGGGGGGAGAAAGGAGAGAGGCUAGCUUAGCUCUCGGCUCCUCUCCCAUCAUCAUCACAUUCACAUCUACCUAACGUUCAGCCAACUAACUAGCUAACCCAGCUACCGCUUGUCUGAAUGAGGCUGCUGGGCACCCCUGGAGACACGUGGGGGCACGUCCAACUGAUGACACCCCUUUAAAAUAUCUCUAGCUAACUACACAGUGAGCUAACCAGCUAGCUCCUGAAACCAAGCCCCCCUGUUUUAUUUGGAUGACUCAGAGAACCGCUAGUUAGCUCCCACAGCGCCUCCAUUACUUUGGCCAGCAUUUUCUUUUUGUGAUUUUCGGUGGAAAUCUCCACCACCGCACCUCCAGGCGAGAUGAUGGAGCUCCAGCUGGACGAGGUCGUCUACCAGGACGACUACGGCUCAGUGUCCGUCAUGUCCGAGCGCGUCUCGGGCCUGGCCAACAGCAUCUACCGCGAGUUCGAGCGACUCAUCCGGAGCUACGACGAGGAGGUGGUGAAGGAGCUCAUGCCGCUGGUGGUCAACGUGCUGGAGAACCUGGACGCCGUGCUCACUGAGAACCAGGAGCACGAGGUGGAGCUCGAGCUGCUCAAGGAGGACAACGAGCAGCUCAUCACGCAGUACGAGCGCGAGAAGGCGCUACGCAAGCAGGCCGAGGAGAAAUUUAUAGAAUUUGAAGAUGCGUUGGAGGCGGAGAAAAAGGACCUCCAGUCACAGGUGGACUUUCUAGAACUGCAGGGAAAACAGCUGGAACUGAAGACCAAGAACUAUGCUGACCAGAUCUCUCGUUUGGAAGAACGUGAGGGAGAUAUGAAGAAGGAGUACAAUGCUCUUCACCAGCGACACACAGAGAUGAUUCAGACCUACGUGGAGCACAUUGAACGAUCCAAAAUGCAACAGGCCGGAAGCAACCAGUCAGAUACCACAGGCUGCGGACGGACUCAACGCAACACCUGGAGGAAAAGUAAAGUGGAGCGCCCCCCUUCGCUGAGUCUCUUUCCCACUGGGGAUGGUAUGGUACGUGGGGGUCCCGGGGGGGCUAGGACCGCCACGUCAGACGCCUGGCAUGCUAGUGAUCUGGGCCGAGCCGCCUACGCCCCUGGCUUCCAGGAGGAUGGCUCAGAGUCAGACUCCGUCGCGGCCACGCCCAGCAGCACCGGCAGCAACACACCCACAUCGUCUGUUCCCUCAGCAACCGCCACACCUCUCAACGAGUCUAUGCUGCCCUCUGGGGAGUUUGAAGUAUCCCGAGGCCGUGGGCGAAAGAACGCCAAGAGACUGAGCAGAAACAUGGAGGUGCAGGUCUCCCAGGAGACCAGAAACGUCAGCAUUGGUAUGGGGAGCAGUGAUGAGUGGUCAGAAUUUCAGGAGAUCAUUGAUUCCACACCCGAGUUAGACAUGUGCAUGGAUCCUCGUAUUUAUGGUGGGGGAAACAGUCCUUCUCAGGGCAUCGUGAAUGAAGCUUUUGGCAUCAACACAGACUCCCUCUAUCACGAGAUCAAAGACGCAAAGUGUGGCAUCAUCGGUGAUGUGGAUUCGGGGGCGGAGCUUCUUGGGGAAUUCUCAGUGCGGGAUGAUUUCUUUGGGAUGGGCAAAGAGGUGGAGAACCUGCUCACAGAGAACAAACAGCUGCUGGAGACCAAGAACGCUCUAAACAUUGUGAAGAACGACUUGAUCGCCAAAGUGGACGAGUUGUCAGGAGAACAGGAGGUUCUGAGGGAAGAGCUGGAGGCCGUCAAACAGUCCAAAAACAAAGUGGACUCCAGAGUGAAGGAGCUGGAGGAAGAGCUGAAGAGGCUGAGAGCUGAGGCUCUGGGAGCAUCUCAGGACUCCAAAGAUGAAGGAGGAGAAGAUUAUUCGUCUACGCUGCAGGACGAUGUGGCCAUGACUCAGCGCCGCAGGUUCACACGAGUGGAGAUGGCACGGGUGCUGAUGGAGCGCAACCAGUACAAAGAGAGACUGAUGGAGCUGCAGGAAGCCGUCCGCUGGACUGAGAUGAUUCGAGCUUCCAGGGAGAGUCCUCAAAUGCAAGAGAAGAAGAAAUCAACCAUCUGGCAAUUCUUUGCUCGUCUCUUCAGUUCUUCAGCCAGUCCUCCUCCGGUCAAGAGGCCCUACACCAGUGUCAAUAUUCAUUACAAAGCACCUGCAGGCUUUAACCAGAGACGCUCACACACCAUGUGCCAGAUCUCCACCUCCAACCGCACACUCGAGUUCUUUCCUGAAGAACUGCCCAGUAAUGGUGUUGCGUCUCUCCUCAGCGACACGGCGCUGUCGGCCCGCCGGGAGCAGCGUCGUGAGCAGUACCGGCAGGUCCGUGAGCACAUGCGCCGGGACGACGGCCUCAUGCAGGCCUGUGGCUGGAGUGUCCCGCCUCGCUUUAAACAGACGGCCUCCCAGGCGGACACCGCUCAGGACGCCGCAGCAAAGAGGCCGCAGGCCAAUGAGAAAGAGGACACCCGCAUGAAGAAUGUACCUGUGCCGGUCUACUGCCGCCCUCUAGUGGAGAAAGACCCCAACAGGAAGCUCUGGUGCGCUGCCGGAGUGGAUUUGACAGGCUGGAGGACGUCCAAUCAGGAGCCAGCUGUUAAGCUACCAGCCAAUGGGACUGAUCCUCUAACAGGAGAGGAGGAGGGAGGAGAGAAUAAGAGCGAGCACAGCUCACCAGAGAAGAAGAAGCCCAAGGAGCUGCAUGAGACAGACUCUAUGAGUAGUCGUGUGUGGAUUCUGACCAGCACUCAUUCAGCCAGUAAGGUGGUCAUUAUUGAUGCCAACCAGCCCGGCUCACUGGUGGACCAGUUUAAUGUGUGUAAUGCCCAUGUGCUCUGCAUCUCCAGUGUUCCAGCUGCCAGUGAAAGUGAUUACCCUGCAGGAGAGAUAUUUCUGGAGCAGCAGGGUGAUGGUGGCACUUCGGAGGACACCGGCCGAGUGGAGGGUAUGUUAGCGGGUAUCACACUGGUGGGUUGUGCCACCAACUGCAGUGUGGUCCGCAGCAACUGCUCCUCACGCACAGACACACCAGUGCUGGACAAAGGACAAGCACCCACAGCCCCUGUGUGUAGCCGACUGGCAGUCUCUCAGUCAGCAGAAGAAGCCACUGAAGCUAUGGAGGUAUCAGAGGAGACGGGACCCAGUGAAGGAGGAGAAAACUCUGCUCCAUCUGGACCUUUUACUGAGCACGUCUUUACUGAUAAUUCACACAGUGAGGGUGGUGCUCCAAAGGAACAAGUGACUUCAGCGCCACAGGACUCACAAGAGGGCGGAGACGAUCGUGCCGGCACCAGCGUCGCACCUACCAUGUGGCUGGGUGCACAGAAUGGCUGGCUGUACGUGCAUUCUGCAGUGGCAAACUGGAAAAAAUGCCUUCACUCCAUCAAGCUCAAAGACUCUGUACUCAGCCUAGUGCACGUUAAAGGAAGGGUUUUGGUGGCCCUGGCAGAUGGAACACUUGCCAUUUUCCACAGAGCUGAAGACGGUCUGUGGGACUUAACUAAUUAUCAUCUGAUGGACCUGGGUCGUCCCCACCACUCCAUUCGUUGUAUGGCGGUGGUCCAUGACAAGGUCUGGUGUGGCUACAAGAACAAGAUCCACGUCAUCCAGCCAAAGAGCAUGCAGAUUGAGAAAUCAUUUGAUGCCCACCCACGCAGGGAGAGCCAGGUCCGGCAGCUUGCAUGGAUUGGAGAUGGUGUGUGGGUGUCCAUUCGUUUGGACUCUACACUGCGACUGUACCACGCACUCACACACCAACACCUGCAGGACGUGGACAUCGAGCCCUACGUCAGCAAAAUGCUCGGUACAGGAAAGCUGGGCUUUUCAUUUGUUCGUAUUACAGCCCUGCUGAUUGGAGGUAACAGGUUGUGGGUGGGAACCGGAAAUGGAGUGGUCAUCUCAAUCCCUCUAACUGAGACUGUAGUCCUGCACCGCGGCCAGCUCCUCGGACUGAGGGCGAACAAAGUGUCUCCCACGUCUGCGGGGGGUGUGAUCCACGUGUACGCUGACGACAGUAGCUCAGAGAAAGGAAACGGCAGCUUCAUCCCGUACUGCUCCAUGGCUCAGGCUCAGCUCUGCUUCCACGGACACCGGGAUGCAGUCAAAUUUUUUGUGUCAGUGCCAGGAAACGUAUUGGCUACACUAAAUGGAAGUGUGUUGGACAGUCCGUCUGAGUCUCAGGGGUCCUCAGCCCCAACAGAGACUCAGAGUGAAGCUCAGUGUGUUCAGAACGUGCUGGUGCUCAGCGGAGGGGAGGGUUACAUUGACUUCCGCAUAGGUGAUGGUGAAGAUGAUGAGACGGAGGAACCGGACAGUGAAGCCCCUCAGAUCAAACCUGCAUUGUCUAAAGCCGAGAGGAGCCAUAUCAUUGUUUGGCAGGUGUCCUAUGUCCCGGAGUAAUACGAUCAGACACCUUAUGCCUGCAUUCCCCUUAACUCUGCCCCGAAUUCUCUGUAUGAAACCUUGUCUAUUCCUAACUAUGCCCCACUGCCCCCGCCCCUCAAAAAUUCUGAACCUAAGCUCUGUAACUACCCCCAAUUCUCCCCCACCCACUCAAAAGGCCUGUAUUUACCCGAAUUUCCUAAAUUGUAACUAUUCCCUGUAUGUUCACUCAUUUUCCCCUGUGACUGCCCUUCCCCCUCUUCAAAACCAACACACACACACACACACAUACACACACAAACACAUACGCAAGGUACAGCUCAAGACUCUUCUUGCAUCUUACAGCGGAAUGGCAGUUAUUAUAACCAACCUAGAUAAAAGCAUCCUGUCCAAUUAUUACCUUCUCCCAAAAAUGACCCAGUAUUUUUGACAAAUACUUAAAAACACCUUACAGCUUUUAUUCUUAACUUUCCAACAGCUCACAGCUCACUAAUCACCAAGACAACAGGCAGCUGAUUGGAUAAGGACUAAAGACCAGGGGUCUGUGAUUGGUUGGAGGGAGACAAGACAGGUUUGUCUGAAUUUAGUAGCUUGUUUAUAAGAAUACAUAAGAAGAAGAACUGAAGAAGAAAAAAUGAAGAGUAAAGGAAAGGUGAGAAACGUGUACAAAGAUGUAAAUAUUGAAGUUACAUACAGUAAGUAAGUAUGCCUUAGGAGUGUGACUGUGAGGGAGGACAGAUGACCGAUGAGACAAUGGACAGCUAAUGACCUAAAAUGAUAACAUAAUGUUUUUUGAAUAAGAAAGCACAUAGUUGGGAACCCCAUUCAAAUGCUUUUAAGGCUUUUAAGGUUUUUGUCAGCGAAGCAGUAAGAUCAAAGUAAAGGAUAUAUCGUUUAAAAAGCAUAAAUCAUACAAAAAGUCAUAUAUAACUAUGUAAUAACCGUGAGCUGUGAGCUGCCUGGGUCGCAGGCUCAUCGAGGGCUAUGAUUGGCUGCCCAUCUGACUGACAGUUGAUGAACACCCCUCCAAAUCGCUAUGUAUGUAACUCACCACUAUCUGUUCUCUUAUGUGUGGUUAAAUAUUAAAUAUUAAAAAUAAACGUGCUCUGGAAAGAUGGA